Molecule: messenger RNA, 7942 nt
Organism: Pelodiscus sinensis (Chinese soft-shelled turtle)
Lineage: Eukaryota; Metazoa; Chordata; Testudines; Trionychidae
Gene: C2CD2L
Product: C2CD2 like
Biological process (GO): positive regulation of insulin secretion involved in cellular response to glucose stimulus
Cellular component (GO): cytoplasmic side of apical plasma membrane
Molecular function (GO): phosphatidylinositol transfer activity; phosphatidylinositol binding
Source: RefSeq, a predicted model, not a curated record
GCGGGGCGCCCCAGCUCUGCGCACGCAGCCCAGAUACAAUGUAGCGAGCGGAGCAGCUGGGGGAAGACCGGGAGCCGCGACCCUCGGGAGUGCCCUUCCCUCCCCCGGGAAUCAGUGUCUCUCCCGGGAGUCGCCGCCGAAGCUCGGGCUGAGGCUCUGGGCGGCUCCCCUCCCCCGAUCAUGCCCCCCGGACUCCCGUGAAAUCCUCCCCGAAGCUGCUGAGCAGAGCGCCAUGGAGCAGGAGCUGGGCUGGGCGGCUCUGGUUCUGCUCUUCGCUGCCUCCCUGCUCACCGUCUCGGCCUGGCUGCUGCAGUAUUCCCGGGGCGUGUGGAGCGGCCGAGGGAAGUCGGAGAGCCCGAGGGGGGCUCUAAGGGAAGCAGGAGUCUGGAAGUCCUUACUGAGGCUGCGGCUGGCCCCGGACGGGGCCCCGGAGCAGGAGGUAGCGGGGGCCAGGGGCCUUCUUGCUUCCCUCUUUGCCUUCAGAUCCUUCCGAGAGAACUGGCAGCGAGCUUGGGUGCGAGCCCUCAACGAGCAGGCCUGCAGGCACGGGAGUUCUGUCCAGAUCACAUUUGAAGAGAAUCCUCAGCUACCAGCAGCAGUGAAUAUAAGUCACGUGACCUGCACAGACCAGGCAGACCACAGUAUGGUGUUGCACUGCCAUCUGUCAGCUAAUGCUGUGAAGUUCCCAGUGUCUGUCACUCAGCAGUCUCCAGCUGCUGUUUCCAUGGAUACCUAUCAAGUCACCUUAGCUCUGCUGCAGGCCCAGGUGGAGAUCCGUUUGGAGGAGAUGAAGAAUGAAGGCCUGUUGGUGUCAUGGACAUUCAAGGACAGACCAGACUUGAACCUUUCUGUUGUCCCAAAACUUCAUCCUCGUGAAAAGAAUGAUGGGAAAGUGGAUCUGUCCACCAUUAAGGACCUGAUUGAGGACUCAAUUGUCAGCACCCAGCCUGCCAUGAUGGUGAAUCUGAAGGCAUGCGCUGCUGGUAGCAGUGUGCUGCCCUGUGACAAACCAUCCCAUGAAUCUCCGUCCAAUAUAGUAGCGCCUGUGGUGUCCAAGUUGCUCCUCCGGCAGAUACAGGUCCUCAAUUUGGGCUGGGAGGAGGAAGGAGGAUGUGGGAAGCUGUGCUGCGUAGCGGAGCUAGACAGCCCGCUGCAGCAGAAAUGGACAAAAUUAGCAAGAGCAAGCAUCUCCAGCUCUGCAACAGAGGUUGAGUGGAAUGAAGAGCUUAUGUUGGAGCUGGGGCCACGAAGUAAAGAGCUGAAGCUGAGAGUACUGGGGAACAGCAGUGAUGGGGAGAAUGUAUUGCUGGGACAUACCUCUGUUUCACUUGACUCCUGUGGCAAACAGCCAUGUGGGAGACUGCUGUAUUCCCUGACCCCAGGAGCUGGGCAGCUCCUGAAACCUGCGGCUACCCUCUCAUUGGAGCUGCUCUAUCAAGAGUCUUCUUUGUCCCCGAGCCCCCAGUAUGCUGCUUCACUGCGCACCAGCAUCACCCCCACCAAAAAAAUUGAAAUGGACCGGACCAUCAUGCCUGAUGGCACCAUUGUGACCACUGUCACCACCGUCCAGUCCAGGCCCAAGUUGGACUGUAAGCUGGAUUCACCUUCAAGGUCUCCAUCCAAAGUGGAAGUGACAGAGAAGAAGACGACAAGGCUUUCAGAGAGCAGCUGUCCCAGCAGUGCCUCACUCUGCAGCAGUUGGGACAGUCACAUGUCCAAUGGCUUGGAUCCUGUGGCUGAGACCGCAAUCAGGCAGUUGACUGAAAUGAAUAACAAACCUGCCAAGAAGACCCCUACAAAACGCAGCACACUUAUCAUCUCAGGAGUUUCCAAGGUACCAAUUGCCCAAGAUGAAAUGGCACUUUCUCUUGGCUAUGCCGCAUCUAUGGAGGCCACCAUGCACGGCUACUCCAUAUUGGCAGACCUGUCCGACCACAUGCAGGACACAGCUGAGCCAUCCCAGCUGUUGGAAGCAUCAUUCUCAGGGGAGAGGGCUAGUCAGGAGCUGGAUGAGACCACAAGAUCAGACGUCUCUGAGAGACCCUCAGUGGAGGAUGUGGAAUCUGAAACUGGCUCCACAGGAGCACUUGAGACCAGGAGCUUAAAGGAUCAUAAAGUCAGCUUUCUCCGGAGCGGCACGAAGCUCAUCUUCCGGAGGAAAAACAAGCAGAAGGAAGCAGGCCUGAGCCAGUCGCAUGAUGACCUGUCUAAUACCAAUGCCAGUUCUGCCACCAGGAAAAAAGCCAACAGCUUCUCCCGGCGCCUGAUCAAACGCUUCUCCUUUAAGUCUAAAUCAAAACCCAAGGCUGAUGGCAGCACCACAUCAUUGGGUGAGAACUAAGAGUGGGAUGAUACAUUCCAGGAUUGUAUAGAAACUCCUUUUGUCUCUUCCAUACCCACAAUAUCUGCAGACUCUAAUCCAAUUCCUUUCUUCCUCAGCUGAGGGGGACACCUCCCCUUCCCUGGUGCUGUCGGUUGGUUGACGCCGUAAGGGAGUUAGGAAUCCAAAGCUUAGAAUGAUUAGCCACCCAGAUUCUGCCUCUGCUGGAUAUCAAGACCCAUUUUCUCUUAAAGGAGCCUGCUAAGCUGUCAUUUUGACUUUUCCAGAUGAGCCCCUAAAAGGGGGAUCUGGCUUCCAAGGUGUCUGUUCCAAGAUUAACACUUAACCCUUUAGCUUCUCAAAUCUUUUACCUAUGGCAAAAGAGACCCUAGAAAAAUUUUUGGGAGGAAAAAGGGGGUUAAUCUAUGGAAGGUAAGAGCUCCUGCAUGGUUCAUGGCCUGACUAAGGAGUGACUCCAAAAUUUACCCCUGCUAGCUGGAGUAAAUUUUCAGGGCAAGAGUGAUUCCAUAGACCAGUUGUGCUGUUUGGACAGCAUCCCCUUGUUUUGUGGAGAAUUUUGGGGUUGGUCUUUUAAAUGAAAGGACUGAUCAGAAAAUGGGCCCAUUUGGUGAAAUGGUUCAAAACAAAUGAGUGACUGCAAAAGGCAUGAGAGCUGCAAAAACUGCUAGCCAGUCAUGAGGUGCUUCUUUAUUGCCAGGCUGUUACAGAAAGGCAAACUGUUUUGUAGAUGUUGCUCCAAAUAUGGUGUCCAGCACAGUUAGCCAUCUGGUCCAGCAGCUAGUCUUUGUACAUGUGGCCUUUCCUUGCAGAGAUGUUUGCGGCCACUAGAGGAGCAGAUGCUGUUGUUUUGUUCUGUAGAAUACAAGGUCCUUGCAUUGGGGCACAACUGUUUUGGUCCAUGGGAGAUCUAAUCUGAAGACCAGCAUGAUGCUGGGAAAGAUGAGGGGUAGAUUUGUGCUAACGGAGUGUUGACUAUAUAGCUUGACAUUUAUUUUAGUGGAAAUAAUGAAAUUAAACUUCUCCACUGAAAAGAUUUGACUUGUUAAAAUGGACCUUUCCUUAGCAGUACCUGAAGAGUCAUUGCCAUCUUCCAGAAAAUCUGAUUCUGUCCAUCUAGCUUUCUUUUAAGUAAUAUGAAUAUUCUUGAUUUUGUUUUGCUUUGGCGGGGGAGAUGAUGCUAAGAAAUGCAGAGGCUUUCAACUUUAUUUCAUGGACAAGAAUCAUGUAGUCAGUUUGCUCUGAAUAUGGCAGGUGUUAGAAGCUUCUGAAUUUACUUGCAUUUGUGAACUGACCUUGAGGCCCAGUUCAAAUUAAUCAAACCAAGAACAGUUUUGAAGAAACCAGUAUCCUAUGAAAGCAUCACAUGGGGAUAAAUGGAUUGAAAAGGAGCCUCUGCUCUUCGAUGAGGAGAAGGGAGAUGAGAGAAGAAAUUGGCCUAAAAGUUGAGGCCCUCUGGGACUGGACUGGUUUUCAUCCUCCCCAAGUUACCAGGAGAUUUUUUUACUAGGAGGGAAAAUCCUUUUUGUGCAGACAGAAGUGUUGUGGUGUGGAGAUGUUUUCUAAAAAACAUGUUGGGGUAAUGUAUAUGGCGAAAAAUUAUUUCCGUAUGAUGCUGGAGGACCAUGCUGGAGGGUUUUGCAAAAAUUAUAGGGGAUGUCCCAUAUAUAGGAAUAUCCUUGAACAGAGAUGACAGGGCAUUUCAAAAGACUAGAGAGGCUUAGCUGUGUAUAACAGUGAUGAGUUUAAGGCCACAAACUAUUUGUUUCUGGGCUCAAGGAAGCACUAAUAUACACAGCUCUGAUUUCAAAGCUGAGUGAGGCACCUAAAUUAGAGGUACUUUUAGUGUUGUUACACUCACCCCAGCUAGGCGGAGACUUGCACAGUAGAAAACAACUGGUCCAGCUGGCUGACCAGUAACCUCUCCAUUUUGUUGAGCUUUUAGUCCAGAAUAGUGUUUUCAUUCUCAACCUCCUUCUGAUUCUCCCUUUUCCCUCCUCCCUGAGAAAUCAUUGUGCUUAUACCGCUCCUUCACAUGCAUUAUCAGCUUGCAGCACCUGCUCUGUGUCACUGAAACAAGAUGUUGGAUGACUGAUAGAAGUUUGUGAAACUUCCUUUUCUGUGACCGCUCACCUUCCUCCAUUUGAGGGUUUUUGUUUUUCUCUCAAACCUUCGGGAAGUAGUUUGAGACUGAAAGUGGUUAGGCCAGAUGAUAUCAAGAUUUCUCCUACAGCUAUCUGUGAAACUUCACAGUGGAUGCUAUAACAACUUCCCUGGAAGUCUAAAACUAGUGAAACACCAUGUUUGAGGACAAACUGAACAUUAACUAUGAGCUAAACGUAACAGAAACAACCAACUUCUGAGCUGGAACUGAACUGGGUCCAUAAGUUUGAUUUGCACUUAAAUUCUUCCUAAACAACAAAGGAAAGAGGUUGGCUCUGCUGGAGAAUAGCUGGCUGUGAAAAUGCCAGUGUAUUUCAUUGUAUGCUUCUUGGAAUGUAAAAAUCCAGACACUUCAGUACACACAGAUAGCCCUUUGCAGAUGGAUGUCUCCUUGGCAGGGUUAAACUAGGAGUUAAUUCUUUACUUUCCAAUGAACUUGUAUUUAAAAUAUCUAACAACAGGAUGAUCAUUUUCUUAGGGGUGGAUUGCUCAGUUGCUCAUGGUUAAAUGACACAUUCUGCUCCUUUCAGCACCUUCAUACUUGUAUUCGGUGAUUUCCCUCCCCCCCCUCCCUCUCCCGCAUGUAUAGCUGCUACCAAGCACAAGCAGAUGAUUUUGGAUCUUUUGCCCAUGACACUUGUGUAAAAUGUGGGUUCGUGAUAUAAGGAAUGGUGAUGCUUCAGCUUCACAAUUAAGCGGGAUUAGUUCAAGUAACUGAUCCAUCUGUGGCAUACUUGUAGGUGAAAGAGGCCAUGUAUGUUUUUAAUAUCCAAACACUUCUAGAAUGUGAUGCAUUUAAGGAGUAGGUACUACAGGGUUUUAUUUUAAAAACUGAUACCUUAAGUCUUAAUUUUUUUCUUUGUGCUUGUACUUACACAAGAAUGUUUGCUGUGUAACCUGCCUUUCACAAAGGCUGUUGCUGCUCAACCACUUUACUGCUCUUCUUGGUGCCAUGACUGGAAUUAUGCUGUAACAAUCAGGAUCCACAGGAAUGAAGAUGGACUGUUUAGAUUGAAGCUUCAGACAUAUCCUUAAAGAGUCACUGGGGUCAAACACUUAAAUUUCCAAAAAACAAAAAAGGGUUCUUUACCAUAUAGCAGUGUUUCAAUGUGUGUAGAAGGGAAACUGAAUGCAAAGUUUUGGGUUUCUUUUUUCCCCCAUUUUUGGAAGAAAUACACUCUUUUGACACAUCUGCUGUGGAUAUAGUGCAACAAUCUGCUAGCCAUUUGAGAACCCAAAAGUGAAAGUGACUCUAAAACAAAGUAAAACUGCAGUGUCAUUGCACAGGCUGAAGAUAAUGCAAAAAUUAUACAAUGGAAGAGAAUGUUAGUCUGAAAUUAGGGAGUAAGCGACUAGUCAGCUAUCUGAUAAGCAGAAGCUUAUCGGAUAGUCAAGUAGUGACUCAGCUAGUUGCUUCUCCCCACCUUGCUGCCUCUAUCAGGCAGCGGGAGCAGGAGCUGGUUCUGGGGGAGCCUGCUUAACCAGCACUGUCUCUGUGGGAGGCAGGGGCAUAGCAGGGGACCGGGCAUAAACCAGGAAUCAGCUGAUUUCCAGCUUGUUCCCAGUCCCAGGUGCUGCACCUAUUUUUAAAGUAUAUUAAGAACUGUCAGGCUUUUAAUAUAUUGAAAAAGCAGAAGUGCAGUGGGGGAGGACUAGGUGGGAGCCAGGAUAGCUGAUUCCUGGCUCGCACCUCAUCCUCCCCUGCCCCUUGUGGAGACAGUGCUGGGGGGAAGUAACUAGCUGAGUCAGGAAUCAGAUGUCCCAGCUCAUGCUUGGUCUUCCCCCCUCCGGCCCCCCCUUCAGCCUUUUAAAUAUAUUAAGAGCCUGUCAGCUCUUAAUACAUUUAAAAUGCAGAGCCACAGCAGGGUUAGCUCCUGGAGUUGGGAGCUAAGCCUGCUGCAGCUCCCCAGUUUCCUUCGCUUAUCAACUAGUCGAUGGAAAUUCCAUCGACUAGUCAAUGAAUUGCUUUAAUGCAAUUUAACAUCCCUAUCUGAAAUGUGAUAGUAAUAACACACAGCUAAAGAAAUGUCUUUUUAAAAGUAGCUUUUAAUUUUAAUGUCCUUUGCUAAUUGGCUGGUGGGACUGUUCUUUAAGCCUGUAAAUGAAAAAUUAAACUCCAUUUUCUUUCCUCAAUCUACAGGUGAUCCCCUCUCUUGUCAAUUAAUAAAAACCUAUAUAAGGGAUGCUGUGCAGCUUUAAAUCUUUAGGGGCACAUGCAAGCUUAACUGCGACAGGCAGAGUUAUGGAUCUCUCUGAUAUUUGGAAGGAUAUUUCAAAAAGAUGCCUGUUAAUGGAACCAAAUUCCAUGUAUGGGUGUGGGGGGGAGUUCGUUUGUAACAACAUUAUAUUGUGUGGUUCUUUCUGUACAGGUGAUGAUAUGAACUGAUUGAAAAAGAGAGGUAUGUUCAGUGGGUCAGAUUACUAACUUUUACAGAUUUCGUGGUGUGCCUUACAGAAAUCCUCCCCAUUUCUUGGUAUAUUUAAACAAUGAAACCAGUGUUUCUUACAAAUAAUUGUUGAAUACAUUUAAGGAUUUCACAGUCAGAAGAAAUGAGGUAAUGAAAUGGGGAUUCUGGCCUGGCAGAGAAUGGGACUGUUUAGCUAUUUAAAAGAUUGUGAGGGGAAGUUGGGGAUAUUGAGAAGUUUCAUACAGACCACUGCAAAUUGCUCAUUCUUUACUCAGCUAAAUUAAUUCCUUCUUUUCAGAUGAAAAUAUGCAUGUACAUAUGUACAGUAUUGUGUGUGUGUGUGUGUGUGUGUGUAUAUAUAUAUAAACUUAUAUAUAUGGAAGUUUUCUUCUAUUUCCUCUGAGUUAAUCAUUACUAAGGGACUUGUUUCCUGUGAGAACAUCUUUGUUUGGGUUAGACAUUAAAACCAUUGAGCUGGGGGCUUGUGUGCAAUUAGCAAGCCAAUGUUAUCUCAGAUGGGUCAGAAGCUGUGACUUAAAUCUUAUUAGUUCCUUUCAGCUGUCUUUUUUCUUUCCUUCCUAUUGAUAAGUAUACAAUAAAGGUAUCCUAUCCAUGGUAGCAGAGAGACAGUGAAACCUCUGAUUUUUUUUUUUUUUUUUAAAGCUUGCAUAUACCCUGUGAUGCUGUCUGCUUUACAUGAGUGUCCCUCAACCCAGGAUUCCUUUCACAGGUAUCAGCUUGCUUUGUUCACUUGUACAGGUUCUGGAAUAAACACCCACACUGAGCCUGAGCUAGUGCCCUACACUUGUGCUCUUUUGUACUUUGACGCCUUCUUUGUGGGUGGAUUAUUUUAACCCCUGAUUUCAAUACAAAACAUAGGAACUGUUUAGCUAUUUAAGAGAUUAGAGUAAAAUGAAUUAUUUCAAGAUUAAAUGAAUGAAAUUCUGCACCUUUUGUAAAUGUUUAAGAAGAAUUCCAUUGCUGUGUAAUGGCCUGAACUUGUUAACUUAUUAAACUAAACGGGAGUUAUAAA